Molecule: messenger RNA, 1299 nt
Organism: Acipenser ruthenus (sterlet)
Lineage: Eukaryota; Metazoa; Chordata; Actinopteri; Acipenseriformes; Acipenseridae
Product: zinc finger and SCAN domain-containing protein 29-like
Exons: 2
Coding region: 125-1123 (332 amino acids)
Molecular function (GO): nucleic acid binding; zinc ion binding
Source: RefSeq, a predicted model, not a curated record
UGUUAUUAUUUUUAUUAUUAUUAAAAUCCACAGACUGUUUUGGGAGAAAAGGAUUGUGUGGACUGGAUUUAUUUACUGCACCACUGCACCUGAUCGCACUUGGUGUCAAGAAGUGGGAUUAUAAAUGGACCCAACCGCAUUGGCAGCGCUGUUGGAGGCGCAGGAGCGGAGGCAUCAGGAAUCAUUGACGGCCAUGAUGGAAAGGAUGCAUGGCUUGUUCCUGGAGGCCAAUCGGGGGAGGGAACCGGCGGUUCAACCAGCAGUACCCCUACCAAGGGUAAGGGUAGUGAAGAUGUCGCUGGAGGAUGACCCUGAGGCUUACUUAGUUGCCUUUGAAAGGCAGGCAACAGCAGCUCAGUGGCCUCGGGAGUGGUGGGCUACCCAGUUGGGCCCCAAUUUGAUCGGAGAGGCCCAGGCAGCCUACCAAGCCUUGACACAUGAGCAAGCCCUGGUGUACGACCAGGUGAAGCAGGCCAUUCUCCAGCGGCUGGACAUCACAGAGGAGACACAUCGCCGCCGGUUCCGGGAGUACCAGCGCCCCCCAGGACUGCGACCCCGCGUGGUGGCCCAGCAACUAGUGGAUCAUGUGACCCGGUGGCUCUGCCCCGGCACCAACGAUGCAGAAAAAAUCACCGAGCUGAUUGCCAUAGAGCAGUUCGUGAAGGUGCUGGGGCCGGACACCCAGAACUGGGUCACCAGGCAUCGACCCACCACGCUAGAGGCAGCAGUCCGAUUGGCUGAGGGGUAUGAGGAUGCCUUGGCAUCAGCUCCUGUGGUCGUUACCCCCGCUCCUCCCUCCAACCGACCCCGGACAGGACCGACUCCAAGGACAGGACCCCCACAGCACUUCACCCCCUCCCCCCACGGGGCUACUUCUCAUCGGCACCCCACGGGUGGCCUUCCUCCACCCCAAUGGAGGGCGAGGUCGACCCCCAGCGGGGUGAGAGCAGAGAACCCCUCCCCACUGCCGAACCGGCAGCGGGACACGCAAGCUCCGUGGGCGCCCUUUCACCCCACGUGUUACCGGUGCCAUGAGGUCGGCCACCUUGCGCGGAAUUGUCCGGCGGCGAUGGAAUGUGGUGCGGCCUCCCAUUACCUACCAACAGCACCAGAGGAGGAGUGAGCCGCGGACCGGCGAUUGAUAAAGAGCACGUCCUUGCACUGCACAGCACAGCACAGCACAGCACAGCACCACUCACGGCACCACGCUUCUCUGGAGCGAGAGCACUGCGCGCACAGAGAACGCGGGGACGGACAAAGUCCCGUUUUUGUUUAUUUUUAGAAAAGCUGCCGUGUACC